Messenger RNA from Desarmillaria tabescens, 835 nucleotides. RefSeq names its product thioredoxin-like protein. Bases 330 to 653 code for a protein of 107 amino acids. NCBI's taxonomy places the organism in Eukaryota, Fungi, Basidiomycota, Agaricomycetes, Agaricales, Physalacriaceae. The record is from RefSeq and is a predicted model, not a curated record. The transcript is spliced from 4 exons. Gene Ontology annotation, molecular function: protein-disulfide reductase activity. Gene Ontology annotation, cellular component: cytosol.
CGAAAACCCGACCUAAACCAACAAUUAAUUACCUCCGCUUCGCAGAUACCGUAUCAAACCUUCACUCUUCCGCUGGGUUUUAGACCUUUUCUAUCAUUGAAUCUUAUUGAUUUGCUCACCCAAAGAGCAAAUGGCCCAUAUUCACGUCACUGACGGCGUUUAGUCAUGAUCCAUCAUGAUAACGUGAUCGUCUCUCUUGCUUUGCAAUUUAUCGGACGCAACGUGGAAAGAUAUCACAGCUGUCUAUAAAGACUGGCCUAUCGUUUCCCCAUCAUCCGCCACCUUCAUUCUUACAUUCCCUCCCAGAAGUGUGGCUGUUUUGUUAGAAAAUGCCCGUAGAACCUCUCGACUCAUAUGAAGACUUCCAGAAAGCAAUCAAACGUGAUAAAAUCGCUGUGGUUGAUUUCUGGGCCUCGUGGUGCGGACCCUGCACAAUGAUCUCUCCGAUCUUCCAGCAGCUCUCCGAGAUUGAUGACUUGGCAGUGAUCGACUUUUAUAAAGUUGAUGUAGACAAGCAGACGAGGAUUGCUGAAGAGAUGGAGAUACGUGCCAUGCCCACAUUUAUUGCCUUCAAAGAUGGUAAGAAGAUCCAGGAGAUGGUGGGUGCUGACCCGAGGAGUCUCAUGUUGAUGUUGCAAUCGGUACUUCCUUAAACUCGAUAGUUCACCUGAUGUUUUGCAUUGUACAAUAGUAAAUUUGUGCUGUGUGCAAUUGUAUCAUACAUAUUUAAAAUUUCUCCUUCAAGGACCUCUAGCGCUAAAUCCCCUUGUCUUUUACCACCUUCUCGAAUGGAACUUCCUGUGUUAGACGUACUGACUGUUCAGAUGCAACACGC